AUGGCUGAAUUCCUGCAAGCCAAUGGGGUUCAACACAUCAAGUCGGCUCCCUAUCACCCGGUAACCAACGGCUUGGCAGUGAGGUUUGUGCAGACCCUCAAACAUGCUCUCAAAGCAUCACAAGGGCAAAGUAUCGCUGGCAUGGACCUGCUGAAACCACCAACCCUGAGCGAGAUUGUUCAAAUGGAUCAACGGAAACAAGUCAAGUACAGAGACCUGCAUUCCAAGAACCAAGUUUUUGCACCUGGUGACUCUAUUAUGGCCCGAGGUUAUCAAAUUUACGGUCUGUACCUGGCGGCAGGCACAGUGGCCGCUUCGGCCCCGGCGGGCGUCGGCACGGCGGCCGCCCGCAAGCGGCGCCGCCAGCACGGUCAACUCUGGCUACCCGAGGGAUUCCGGACCGGCGAUAAACUAAGACGCCGGGCCGCUGGGGAAGAUGAAGCGGAAUUGAGGCCAUCAAAGAACUCCACGGACAAUUUGCUGACGGAUGCUCUCCCCGACAUCACAUUGGGCAACAACAGCUUUGAGGUGCCGGACGGUGAUCGCCGGCAGUGGACGCGGCAGCACCUGGACGCGGCCGACCUGCGCAUCCCUGGUGGGGGUGACACGGAGGCUGGGGACGUGGACGCGCGUGGGCCCGACGGCUUGACACCACUGAUGAUCGCGUCGUGCAGCGGCGGCGGUCUAGAGACGGCGGCCGGUGGCGAGGAGGACGCCUCGGCGGUGGACGACUUCAUCUACCGGGGCGCAAGCCUCCACGAGCGGACGGAGCGCAGCGGCGAGACGGCGCUGCACCUGGCCGCCCGCUACGCCCGCUCCGAUGCCGCCAAGAGCCUGCUGGAGGCCGGCGCCGACGCCAACGCACGCGACAACGCCGGCAGGACCCCGCUGCACGCAGCUGUGGCCGCCGACGCCCAGGGGGUCUUCCAGAUUCUGAUCAGGAACCGCGCCACGGACUUGGACGCCCGCAUGCACGACGGCACAACGCCGCUCAUCUUGGCCGCCAGGCUAGCGGUGGAAGGGACGGUGGAUGAGCUUAUCAACUGCCACGCUGACGUCAACGCCGUGGAUGAUUUCGGUAAAUCGGCGCUGCACUGGGCCGCCGCCGUCAAUAACGCCGAGGCCGCUAUUGUUCUCCUCAAGAGUGGGGCAAACAAGGAUAUGCAAAAUAACAAGGAGGAAACGCCACUUUUCCUAGCAGCCCGGGAAGGAAGCUACAAGACUUGCAAAGUCUUGCUUGAACACUUUGCCAACCGGGAGAUCAGCGACCACGUGGACCGCCUCCCGCGCGACGCUGCCCAGGAGCGCCUGCACCACGAUAUAGUGAGUCUGAUGGACGAGCGCGCCCCCCCGCCGCUGCCGGCCUCCCCUGCCGCCUGCGCAUCGUCCGAAAGAACAGGGAAGCCUCCCCGAAAAGCCAAGCCCUGCCACGGGAAGAGGAGGAGCCCGCAGAUGGAGGACGCCAAAGCGGCGGGCCCGUCAGACAGCUCGGCCGUCUUGUCCCCGGCCGACUCGCCUUUGCCUUGCCUCCGCCACAUGCCGGCGUCGGCCGGCUGGCUCUCUGGUAUGAUGGGCGCCCUUUGCGCCGGUCCUCCUCAGAUGACGGCCUACGGCGGCACGUGGAUGGCAGCGGCCCAUUUCCAUCCCGCCGAGCGACACUUUCUAACGCCAUCGCCCGGCUCGCCCGAUCGCUGGUCCAGCUGCUCGCCGCGCUCCAACAUCUCCGACUGGUCGGAGGGUAUCUCCAGUCCACCUACCAGCGUGAUGGGGGGACGUCUCACAGAACACUUCAAAUGA
This is a messenger RNA of Nerophis lumbriciformis (worm pipefish), 1797 nucleotides long. The record is from RefSeq and is a predicted model, not a curated record. Lineage: Eukaryota; Metazoa; Chordata; Actinopteri; Syngnathiformes; Syngnathidae.